This is a messenger RNA of Blepharisma stoltei, 846 nucleotides long. The record is from the annotation of a GenBank genome assembly. Lineage: Eukaryota; Ciliophora; Heterotrichea; Heterotrichida; Blepharismidae.
AUGGCACUCAAAACAAUACUUAUAGCAGCUCUUAUUCUUGCAAUCGCUACUGGUAUCAAGCAAAAGAAUGAACAAAACUCUCUCCAAGAAAGCAAGAAACUCUUCUCUGGAUUUUUGGAAUAUGCAACAUCUGGUAUUAGAUCUGGAAGUUCAUCAUCCGGAUCGUCAGGAAGCACUUCUGGAUCAUCUGAAUCUCAAGGAAGCUCUUCUGGCUCGCAAGGAAGCUCAUCAUCAUCUGGAUCACCAGGUGACUCUUCUUCAGGGUCACAAGGAAGUGGCUCGCAAGGAAGCUCUUCAUCAUCUGGAUCAUCAGGUAGUUCAUCAUCUGGAUCUUCAGGAAGUUCAUCAUCUAAAUCAUCAGACAGUUCAUCAUCUGGAUCUUCAGGAAGUACUUCAUCAUCAGGAGGCUCCUCAUCAUCUGGAUCAUCAGGAAAUCCCUUGAUAAUACCUACAUUUAUAUUCUCUAGCAAAGAAGAGAAGCAAGAAGGGAAAGAAGAAGAAGAAGAAGGAGAAGGAGAGGAAGAAGGAGAAGAAGAAGAAGAAGAGCAUGAAGGAGAGCAUGGAGGAGAAGAAGAACAUGAGGAAGAAGGAGAGCAAGAAGGAGAGCAUGAAGGAGAGCAUGAAGGAGAGCAUGAAGGAGAAGAAGAACAUGAGGAAGAAGGAGAACAUGAAGGCGAAAGUGAAAGUGAAGAAGAGCACGAAGAAAGAGAAGAAGAAAAAAAACAAAAAGAAGAAGAAGAGGAAGGAGAGCGCAAAGAAGAAGGAGAAGAAGAAGAACAGAAAGAGCAAAGUGGAGAAUAUUCAUCUGAACAAGAGCAAUCAGAAGAGGAAGCUUUUGCAUAUUAA